AUGGGCGUGGCUGAUAGAGAUUUGUGGCAAGCUACUGUUUCCAAGCAGCUCAUGAGAGUUCGAGAGCUCCCUCUACCAAUAUUAACCUCUACACUGUACGCUGCUGCCUUUGCUGGGUACUCAAACGUCGACUAUCUCACUGAAAUCAGCUCGGAGGCUUUAAGGCGAUCUCGGAAUGUUCCCGUACAUUUGGUAGAGGCUGUUGGUCGGCUGAUGAGGGUGUGCGUGGAUGCUGAAAUUUUGGCAACUAUCGCUCCGUGGGAUGUUAUGGAACUAUCUUUGGAGGUGCCUGAUCGGUUGACGGAUCCACUGGGAGGAAACAUGAUGACGACGUUUUUCGAGGUCUCCUCGAUCGGUAGCAGCGGCAACGCAUUUAGUCACAUAUUGAGACUUAUGCAAGUGAAAGCGGCUGAACUCGGCAGAGACGAAUUGCUGGUCUUCCUACAGAGAUGGUCUAGAGUGGGAGAGGAAGAUUUCAUGGAACCUCUACUGUAUGCGAUGGAAAAGAUGAUAAUCGAUCAGCCGAUCGAUUUGCUUACACUGGCCAAGGCCUCUAAGUAUCUAGGACCAGGUCAGCGUCGCGGGUUGUCUCGUGCGACAAGGGCAGCUCUCGAGAAUCUCGACGCUCUGCCGACUACUGCUAUCAUCGCAUGUUCCGCUAUCUUACUUCCUCAAGUUGACCUCACUUGUCGAGGCAAGAUUUUCGAAGUGCUCUCGAGGUGUGUCACCGCCGUAGACGUCCCCCUCCUACCCGUCUUGCAACUCUGUCGAGCCGUCUGCGACCUGCAACCACCGGUUGUUACCGACUCAUUAUCGGGUGGAGCGAUGGAGUUGGGCAGAUGUCUGAAGAAUUGGGUGACGAGUGGUACGGUUCCAGCAGCACUUUUAAGCGCGAUUAUCGUGCUCGAUGGAGAUGCCGCAGUUGAUUUCGAAAGGAGCGUAUUGUCAUUCGAUGGUAUAGCUGACGUUUGCCGUCUUCUGGAGGCGUGCAAACUUCAGCCAGGCAGAGUUGAUGGCAUCGUUCAGAGGUGCCUUACAUACUCACCGUCCGGAGGGUCAGUCAUCGUCAACGGAGAUUUCACUUUAGCGAGUCGAUAUCUGAGAGCUGCGGGCGAGGCUUUAAUGAGAACUACUAAGGUCGACUAUGCAGUUGAUCUCACAAUCUUACGGGAAUUUACGGUAUGGAAAUCACCAUCGCUGCAGUGCUCUGUGAGCGCCUUGCUCUUCUCUGUGGCGCGACUAGAGACGGUGAAAGAUGAAGCAGGAUCUGACCUCGACAUGCUGGCUAAUACCAUCGCGGAGUUGCUCGAUCGACUAUCGCGUUAUAAGGGUCAGCUCUCGUCCGAAGCAGAUGCCAGGGUCCUCAAGCGCUGUGUGGAGGUGUUGAAGAAAGAACACAAGCAACUCCCUCACUCUGAAGAUGGUCAACCCGUUGAGAACAUCAUCGAACCACAUACUGGAGGAAGACUUGAGCGCUCAGACACCACAGCUGAUGAGGAGGCGUUAAUCAAGGAGGAAGAGGCCGUCGAUUGGAUAGACGAAUAUCUCACCCGUCCAGAAUGUGAGAUGGACUCAGUGGUGACAGGCUAUAAGGAAGAGUUGCACAGACCACCCGUGUCACCACGAGAAGGCACCUCCCCACUGUUGCACUCCACUAGCAGUCCUGUCGUUGAUCACAUCUUACUGCUCGUGCAUGGUAUAGGCCCAGAUGAUGAACAUCUCAACGACAAUCUCGACACUAUGAGGGAAACCUUCGAAUUCGUCAGACUUCACUGGUUUUGGUCUAUGAAAGUCGAUUGCCACAUUGAGAUGGUCAAUUGGAAGCAGCAUGUUUGCGAUUCCCAGAGACGUAUGUUCGACAAAAUAACACCGCUCCGCUCGGGUGGUGAACAAUACCGUGAAACCCGUAUGCUCCUGAACGUGGCCAUGGCUGAUGUGAUCUAUUACAUUAUCCCUGACAAAAGGGAAAUCAUCCUGUCAACAGUCACAAGGCUUUUGAAUGAUAAAGUAGCUCAGCUGAGAGAAGCCGACCCGAGACGGUUUGGUGGCAGUCGAGUAUCCCUCGUUGGACACUCUCUUGGAAGUGUCAUCAUCAACGACAUACUCGACCAAGACCCGAGUCUUUUGGAUUUCAAAGUUGAUCGCUUCUUCUUAUGGGGAUCUCCUCUGGCCGUUUUCUUAAGUGUCGCAGAUGGUCCGACAGAAAGUCGAUUCGGUCUACCGCACAGAAUGGACGUUUAUAAUAUCUUCCAUCCGCACGAUCCUGUUGCUUUCCGAUUGGAUCCUUUGAUAACCGGUGAUGACCUCGAGGAGCCUCUGGUGUUGCCUCACUGGGAUAAUAGCGAACUGAGGUCGGCCAGACAGUGGCAACGCGAUAUCGAUCAUGCUAAAAGGCAAUUCACAGGGACGUGGAUGCAGAUGAUGUUCGCCACUACGAGUGGAGACGAUGGGCCACCGGUCGAAGCAUCUCGGGAGGUUGCCUCUGAUGCUCAACAUCGAGUCGACUAUGUACUGCAAGAGUCCACGACCGAGGGUAUCGUUCACUCCAUGCACAGGAUGAGUAUCAUUAGUGCACACUCCUGUUAUUGGAGUAGUCGUGACUUGGCUAUGUUCAUGCUUAAAGUGUUGACUGGUAGCCACAAGGCGUCUGCUCCUGGUGAGCCCUCCCGUCAGGGGCUCGUCCAGCUGCCGUUGCUUGUCUCGUCGAAGUCUUCUCCCAUCGAUGUGUUGGUUGAUGAAAAGCUGACUGAACAGGCAGUCUUGAGUUUCAGAUAA
This is a messenger RNA of Perkinsus marinus ATCC 50983, 2775 nucleotides long. RefSeq lists its product as hypothetical. Gene Ontology annotation, cellular component: cytoplasm. The transcript is spliced from 13 exons. Bases 1 to 2775 code for a protein of 924 amino acids. NCBI's taxonomy places the organism in Eukaryota, Perkinsozoa, Perkinsida, Perkinsidae. Gene Ontology annotation, molecular function: glycerophospholipase activity; metal ion binding. The record is from RefSeq and is a predicted model, not a curated record.